GACCCUGCGUAGCGUGCUAGCGUGUUUCGUGAGAAAAGUGUUUUUUUAGCCUACAUUACUAAGUUGUUGUGAUUUGUGAAGAUAGCUUCCACUGAACCCGAAAAAACACCAUCAUCACAAGAUGUAUCGUCUCAAUUUUCAUCCCAGCCGCAUUAUAGAGGAAAAGUUUAUCCAAGUUGGUCUCAUUGUAAGCAGGUUAUGGAGCAAGGGAAAACUGUGAAUAUGUGUCUUCAUUGUAAUAAGAUUAUUAGGGGAGGUGGGAUAAAUCGGUUGAAGUUUCAUUUGGCUGGAGAAAAAGGGCAAGUUGAAGCAUGUAAGAAAGUUCCAGCUGAGAUUCGUGCUCAGAUGAAGCAAAAUAUUGAUGAAAACAAGAAAAAGAAAAGAAAAGUUCAAGAGCAAGAUCACGAAGGUGGUGAACAUGUUGAUGACUUGAGAAUAACAAAUGAUCAAGUGCAACAAAUUGCAAAUUUAUCAAGGAAAUCACCUCUUAUUUCUGAAAAGGGGAAGAGUAUCAAUUCCUCAGGUUCUUAUUUUAUCCCAAGAACAACUCCUGGAGCUCAACCGACUUUAAAAAGUGUGUUACAAAGCAAAGAAGUGAUUCGAAAAGCUCACCUUGCUAUAUCAAAAUGGAUGGUUCAUGCGCGUCUCCCAUUUAAUGCAGCCAACUCACCUUAUUUUCAAGAAAUGUUUGAUGUUGUAUGUAGCUUAGGUGCAGGAUUUAAAGCUCCAUCAUAUCACAUGCUACGUGGUGAUUUGCUAAAUAGCCAAGUUGAUGAGGUGAAGAAACUUCUUGAGAGCUAUAGAGCUGUUUGGAAGCAUACUGGAUGCACUAUUAUGGCAGAUGGAUGGACUGAUCGUUGUAGGCGCACUCUUAUUAAUUUUCUGGUUUAUUGCCCAAAAGGAACAUUUUUUGUGAAUCUAUUGAUGUUAUUAGAGGCUGAGUUUCCUAAGAUAUUUUGGUCUCUGUGUGCUGCUCAUUGUGUUAAUCUAAUGUUCCAAGAUAUUGGCAAGUUAGAUGAUGUAAUUGAAGUUGUGGAACAUGCUGCAAAAAUCACCAAUAUAUUGGCUCAAAAAGAUGCACUAAGAGAAAUGGUAACAUCAAGAGAUUGGAUAAGUUCAGCUUAUUCCAAGGAUGUGAAGGCAAAAAAAUUUGUGGAGCAAGUGUUAGACUCUAAAUUUUGGAAACAAUGUGCUGAUAUUGUAAAACUUACUGAGCCACUUGUACGUGUAUUACGUAUUGUUGAUAGUGAAGAUAAGCCUGCCAUGGGUUUUCUUUAUCAGGCCAUAAUUAAAGCUAGAGAGGAGAUGGUGAGGAGAUUUCAAAGAAAUAAGAAGAAGGUGGAGCCAUAUUUGAAAAUCUUAGAUACUCGUUGGGAUUCACAGCUUCGUAAAAAUUUACAUGCUGCAGGUUAUUGGUUAAAUACAGGAUGUCAUUUUAAUAUAGAUAAAUUUGAAAAAUAUGAGUUCACAACAUCUGGCCUCUUGGAUGUCCUUGAGAGGUAUUCUUUUGGGAAUUCUGAGUUGCAAGCUAAAUUGACAAAUGAGAUGAGGAUAUUCAAAGCUGCUGAAGGUGAUUUAGGAAGGCAAUCUGCUUUACGUGAACUAAAUACAGUGAUGCCAGAUAAAUGGUGGGAAUGUUAUGGCUUUGGUGCACCAAACUUGAGAAAAUUAGCAAUUCGUAUCCUAAGCCAAACUUGUAGUGCCUCGGGCUGUGAGCGAAAUUGGAGUAUAUUUGAGCAUAUUCAUUCAAAAAAGAGAAAUAGGUUGCACCACAAAAAGCUUAAUGAUCUUGUCUAUGUUUGUUGCAACUUGAACCUGCAAACAAGGGAUCAAACGAAGCGCCAAAAUUAUGACCCAAUUGAUUUGGCAAUGAUUGAGGAGCAUUCUGAUUAG
Gastrolobium bilobum is the source of this 1893-nucleotide messenger RNA. RefSeq lists its product as uncharacterized. Gene Ontology annotation, molecular function: protein dimerization activity. The transcript is spliced from 6 exons. The coding region runs from base 199 to 1893 and encodes 564 amino acids. The record is from RefSeq and is a predicted model, not a curated record. NCBI's taxonomy places the organism in Eukaryota, Viridiplantae, Streptophyta, Magnoliopsida, Fabales, Fabaceae.